AUGGGCGGCGAGAAUAACAAGACGCAGACAUCAGAGUCAGCGAUCGACUUCCUCAAGAAGUGUGCCCGCGAAGAGCCAAGCGAUACUUGGAGGGGUGGGACGAGUGCAAUAGAGAAUCCAGACAUGGCUACUCCUCAGGUUGCUUUGUCCGGCAAGACUUUUGGAUUCGUGCGAAAACGGGUCUCGAUGGAUCGGGGAAUGCGCUGGACAGGAGUAGACAGACUUGCAGGCCACAAGGCUGAGGGUCCUGAGGGUUCUCGGGGCCGAAUCACGAAGAGGAGGUCUGGGAAGAGCGGAUUUACUUUGAUCCGGCGUGGCACAUCGGCGCAGACUUCGUCUCAGAAGCCGAUGGAGAUUCAAGGACACGAAGAUCUUCUCUCUUCCCAAGCAUUUUGCCCCCCUCUACCCCCCGACUUACGCGGUCCUUCGUCAGCCAGUCGACUUGCACCGCCAUCUAGGCACCCAGAAUAA
Cladophialophora bantiana CBS 173.52 is the source of this 471-nucleotide messenger RNA. RefSeq lists its product as uncharacterized. Lineage: Eukaryota; Fungi; Ascomycota; Eurotiomycetes; Chaetothyriales; Herpotrichiellaceae. The coding region runs from base 1 to 471 and encodes 156 amino acids. The transcript has a single exon. The record is from RefSeq and is a predicted model, not a curated record.